Eimeria tenella is the source of this 391-nucleotide messenger RNA. RefSeq lists its product as uncharacterized. Gene Ontology annotation, molecular function: 3',5'-cyclic-nucleotide phosphodiesterase activity. The transcript is spliced from 3 exons. The record is from RefSeq and is a predicted model, not a curated record. Lineage: Eukaryota; Apicomplexa; Conoidasida; Eucoccidiorida; Eimeriidae. Gene Ontology annotation, biological process: signal transduction. The annotation marks the transcript as partial.
GGACUUGUUGAUGUACUACGCGGAACGGGCCUCUCUUGGAGUCAGAGGAGAAAUCAUUAUGAACUUCUGCGGGGCUUUGCAUGCAAAUUAUUUGCCAAACCCUUAUCACAAUUUCUACCACGCCCUCAACGUGGUCCAGGUGCUUUGUUUGCUGCUGGCGCUGCCCGACGUGGGGGCCCGCUUUACUCCUACAGAUUAUUUUGUUCUUUCUGUUGCUGCACUUGGCCACGACUUGGGCCACCCAGGGUUUAACAAUCUUUUCAUGCAGCGCAACCAGUGGGUGCCGCACAUGGACGUGUUUGCGGGUUUGUCGGACUCGGAGUUGCCCGCAGUUCGCGAGCGAAUUAUAAACGCCAUUAUGUGGACUGACAUGGCCAAGCACUUCGACAUG